AGAUUUCUCAUUAGUUAUGGGGCCCUGUGCUGGCUGGGAAGAAGAAUGCAAGAGAUUAAACGGCGUCGUGGCAAGUAGUCAUCUGAUUGAUGAUGGAUUGAUCAUAACGAGCAAAUACCAGCAGCAGCAGUAGCAACCUCCGAAUACAGAAAUAUUCUUUUCAUCCCAACUCUCCAAACCUCUUCGAAAUGCUCCUGCAAACAGCCGCCUCCGCCUCCUCUGCCGUCCUCACGUCACCCUUUCCCUGCCGCUACUGCUAUUCCCCCAACAAUCUGACCCAUAACUCUCCCUUUUCUUCUUCCAUUUUGCCUCUUCUUGAUAUCAGGUUUCAUCCGCGGCCCAAAUCUACAACCAUUUCCCUCUGCCGUAAUGCUAAUACCAGAAGAAUAACUCCUCCACGUGCCACUCUGCUUGAGGCCCCAGUUCUCUGGGCCGGUCGCCUUUGCAUUUUCUACGCUCUACUGAAAGCUGGGUUGGCUGGAUCUCCUUCUAAUCCACUUGUUUCAGAUUUGGAAAGUGGAGCUGAUGAUUUGGGGUUCUCUAAGUGGUUUGACGAGUUGAGCAAACCAGAAAAGGAGGCAGCUGACAGAAGAAAACUGGUGAGCAAAUGGCAUCCUACAACAAAGGGUACCCUUAAGCGCAAUUACAGGGUCCUCUCUAAAUCUGAGGGAAGGCGUCUGCUUAAAGCUAUUGCCUCCUUAUUGUCAGAUGAUGAUCAUUUUAGAGAUGCCACAUCGCACAAGGGCUGUCAAAUUAGGAGGGAAAAUGCUCAUGGAGAAAGUGUCUGUUGUAACAAUGUGCGCGCCUUGUUUGACGAACUCCCUACACCACACCUGAUAGUUGAAAUCACGCCUUUUCCUUCUGGGCCUCUUACGGAAAAUGAUUAUGCAAAGGCUGAGAAACUAGAAAGGGUGCUUAGAUCUGGUCCUUCUGUUUAACAUCUGUGUUCGGGACUUUUCUUGUAUGGAUCCAGUUAUUUGUACAUAUUUGCAAUGACUAGGAACUUUUUUCUUGUUUA
Sesamum indicum (sesame) is the source of this 1018-nucleotide messenger RNA. Its product is annotated as 6,7-dimethyl-8-ribityllumazine synthase. The record is from RefSeq and is a predicted model, not a curated record. NCBI's taxonomy places the organism in Eukaryota, Viridiplantae, Streptophyta, Magnoliopsida, Lamiales, Pedaliaceae. Gene Ontology annotation, cellular component: chloroplast envelope.